AUUUUAAAAACAUAAUAUAGGUUGACAAUAUUUUGUUUACUUUUUGAACAAAUAUUAAAUAUAAAAUAAUUCGUCUUCUUAAGGGUUUUGACUGUUGACACCAUUCGUCUUCUUCCUCUACAUUCUCCGAGUUCCUUGUUUCUUAAGGCAAAGCGUAACCCUAAAGUUCCCGAGUUUUCUACUCAAUAUCUUCCUCUGUCCUCAUGCUGAAGCUCUUCACAUCACAUCACGUGGCUAGCCGGUUUAAGAACCGGAGUUCCCACAAAUUGGCUCCUAGAGCUUUCUUAUCGACACUAACCGAUUCCAAGCCUACCGAUACUGUCUCUGCUAAACAAUGCCUCGACGAUUGUCAAACGGUUGUAGCAUUACCGUUGCUUCGCAAGCCUCUUAUUCCUGGUUUCUACAUGCCACUCUAUGUCAAGGAUCCUAAAGUACUUGCAGCUUUACAAGAGAGCAAAAGUGGACAAGCUCCAUAUGCAGGAGCUUUCCUUUUGAAGGAUGACAAAGACGCUUCAACUGCUUCAUCUUCUUCUAGCUUUGAAACAGUGAAUAUCCUAGAUAAGUUGAAAGGCAAAGAGUUGCUUAAAAAAAUUUACCAAGUUGGCACACUUGCUCAGAUUUUAAGUAUCCAAGGUGAGCAAGUCAUCCUUGUUGGUCGCAAACGACUUCAAAUAACAGAGAUGGUGAACGAAGAUCCUUUAACUGUCAAAACUCAUCAUAUAAAUGAUAAGACAUAUGACAAGAACGAUAAGGUCAUCAUCAAGGCAACAUACUUUGAGGUUAUUUCUACGCUUAGGGAAGUCUUAGAGACAACAUCACUCUGGAGGGAUCAAGUUCAGACAUAAACACAGGAUAUAGGUGGCUCCAACUAUCGAAAGUUGGCCGAGUCUAUACUACAAAAAAGAAGAAGAAAGUUAACCGGUUUUGGAACUGGGAUCUUUGAGGCUAUUGACGUCUUUUAUCAAAAGUUAACCGGU
Molecule: messenger RNA, 977 nt
Organism: Raphanus sativus (radish)
Lineage: Eukaryota; Viridiplantae; Streptophyta; Magnoliopsida; Brassicales; Brassicaceae
Product: lon protease homolog 4, chloroplastic/mitochondrial-like
Exons: 6
Coding region: 204-845 (213 amino acids)
Biological process (GO): protein catabolic process; chaperone-mediated protein complex assembly; mitochondrion organization
Cellular component (GO): mitochondrial matrix
Molecular function (GO): single-stranded DNA binding; ATP binding; ATP-dependent peptidase activity
Source: RefSeq, a predicted model, not a curated record